AUGGUUCACUCUACGAGCGAGGAACGCGCUGUACAUUUGACACGGGAGGCUGUUGAGUUAAUUGAUGCUGGCCAUCGUGAGGCCGCCUCACGAAAUCUCCGAGAAGCUCUCUCCUUAGCUCCAGAACAUCCGGCAGUCAAGGAAGCUUUCGUGAAAAUCCAGCAGGAAGAGGAGAAUGGCCAUCACCUGCUAGAUCUCUGCCGACGCUAUACCGGUGGCAAGGACGAGUCCGCGGGCAAAGACGCCGCCCUUUAUCUCCGUACCGACGGACUCAAGCCUCCCGAGGAGGUUGCAUUGGAAUGUGUCAAGCUCCUGCUGGCGCAAAGGCCCCAUGCCUUGUCGUCGCUGCAGGAUGACAUUAUCUCGGGGCUGGUCCGCCAGAACACCAGCGUGCGGCGCUACUUCUCAGAGCAGCUCCAGGUGUCGGUGACCACGUUCUUCGAUGAGAUUUACGAAAGAGGCGACGGCGCUGCCGUAUGCCUUGACACUGUGGUCUUGGACCCUACUGUGUGGCCGUCCGAGGAUGCUCGUCUACACUGUGAGCGCGAGCUUUUCUUGCUCUUCAUCGCCAAGCUCAUGGAGUCGGGCCACGAUAUGGACGGUCGCUCCCUCAAAGGAAUCGCGCGUUUGCUUGCCGUCGAUGCGGCGAAGCUGCAGGAGUUGGUCGACGAUGAAGGACUGGACGUGAUCCUGUCCUCUUUGGACAGCCGGCUUCCCCUCGAGUGGAGGAGUCAAGCGACUCUAGCAACCGUCAAGUACCUUGAAAUCUCCAGGCAAGUUGGCGAAGAGAGGUUCUCUCGGCUCGUAACUGCCAAGGUUGUCAAGGGUCGCAGCGAUGAUUUGAUCGAGGCAUUCUCGGCCACGGCUGCGGUCUUUCCCGUGAUACCAGAAGUCGCGGCCAACCUUUUCCUAUCGGAGAGCUACCUAGCGGCUUUGGCGCCUUUGACCUCCAGAGACGCGAAGAGCCGCAAGGUCGAGCCCCAUUUUCUGGAAUUGUUGAAUGCCGCGUGCAUGAACAAGGCCUGUCGGGAAGCAAUUUCAAAGCAUCUUUCGACCUGGCUUUCUCACCUUCUCACCAAUGGCUGUGAUGAGAGCUCCGAGAUGGCGGCGGUCAUCUUGGCCAAGGUCCGUACUGCUGCCCAAGUUGGUCCUUCGGACUCCAACGGCAAGGUAGAGGAAGAUAACAGCCGGGUUACCGAGCUGGUCGACCGCUUCAAGGAUUUGAUGUCGAAGCGUAAGACCGAGAAUCUGUCAAACGUGAUCGAGGGCUUAGCCUAUGCAUCUGUAAAGGCCACCGUCAAGGAACAGCUCGCCAAUGAUGUGGCAUUCUUACAGGAUCUCAUCAAGAUUCUGCGCGAGAAUUGCGCCGAUUCGUCAGUGCUUUACGGUGGUCUCAUGAUCAUUGUGAACCUCACACAAUUCCCACCCACUUUGACAGAAGAGCAGAAGAAAAUGUCCCAACUCAAGUCUUAUGCCGAGGCCUCUCCUAGCGGGGCCCGAGCAAAGCCAGAUCCCCUUGAUGACGAGCAACAUGUCAUCGCACGUUGCAGUGCGCUCAUCAAGGCAGGUGUCAUGCCUCUUCUGGUAGAUUGCGGUAAGACAAAUCUCUCCUCGGUGCAAGGUCUCAUGGGAAAGAUCGUCCUUGCCCUGUCAUGGGACCGAAAGUCUCGGGGAACCUUGGCACAGCAAGGUGCUGUCAAAUUCUUGCUCGUUAUGGCAGCCGCGAAGCAGGGGACCCCGGGGACAAACGCCACCGAAGCGGUACAGAAUGCAUCGCAAGCACUCGCGCGAAUUCUGAUCUCCGUCAACCCGGUCCACGUGUUCCCCUCCUCGGGCUUCCCGCAGAUCACAUCCGCUAUCAGGCCUCUGACCGCGCUUCUGGUAAGCCCGGAGACGACUAGUCUGACGGCGGAACAACCGCGGAAUCUUUUACCGGUCUUUGAGAGUCUGCUUGCUCUAACAAACCUCGCCUCCCAUCCAGACGAGACUGCUCCCGAAGCUAUCGUCCGCCAGGCCUGGCCCGUAGUAGAGGAUCUCCUGCUCUCCAGUAGUCCCAUGGUUCAGCGAGCUGCCUGCGAGCUCAUCUGCAAUUUGAUGACGUGCGAGUCCGGCAUCGUCAAAUAUGCCGAUGGCUCUAAGCGCGCGGCGCAACGGCUGCAUGUGCUGUUGGCUCUCACCGAUACGGACGAUAUGGCAACCCGCAGCGCUGCUGGCGGAGCUCUUGCGAUGCUGACCGAAUUCGAAGCAGCCAUUGCCGGAAUCCUGGAACGGCCGCGGGGUGUCCAGCUACUGCUGGCCCUGUGCCAGGAAGAGGAUGAAGGUUUAGUGCAUCGCGGCGUAGCCUGUGUGCGGAACUUGACCUGUCUCGCCACCGGAGAUAUUGGCCGGCGGGCCAAGGAAGCCAUUAAGGCAAACGGAGGAGUUAAUAUAUUGAGCAAUGUGCUGAAGAAGACGAAGAACCCCGCGGUACUUCAAGUCGGGGUCGAAGCCUUGAAGCCAUUGGUCGAAUAG
This is a messenger RNA of Aspergillus niger, 2511 nucleotides long. RefSeq lists its product as uncharacterized. The transcript has 2 exons. The record is from RefSeq and is a predicted model, not a curated record. The coding region runs from base 1 to 2511 and encodes 836 amino acids. Lineage: Eukaryota; Fungi; Ascomycota; Eurotiomycetes; Eurotiales; Aspergillaceae.